Acanthamoeba castellanii str. Neff is the source of this 1350-nucleotide messenger RNA. RefSeq lists its product as uncharacterized. NCBI's taxonomy places the organism in Eukaryota, Discosea, Longamoebia, Acanthamoebidae. The transcript has 5 exons. The record is from RefSeq and is a predicted model, not a curated record. The coding region runs from base 1 to 1350 and encodes 449 amino acids. Gene Ontology annotation, cellular component: spliceosomal complex. Gene Ontology annotation, biological process: RNA splicing.
AUGGCGGCGCGCAGGGGCUGCAGUGCGCUGGAUCGCUACUGGGCGGAGUUCACGAGCUCCGACGACGACGAUGGUGCUCGCCCUCAAACUCGGGACGAAGAGAAGCUGCGUGCAACGGAUGCAACAGAGCACGACGAGCAGCAGCAGCACCGUGAGGAGCGGAAGAAGAAGAAGCAGCCCUUUCGGUACCUGGAUCUCCCUGUGGUGCUCAGCAGCAGCGAUGACGAUGACAACAAGGCCUUGGCGCCCGAGACCGAGGAGACGGUAGACUGGUUCUCGGGCCUACGACAGCGCCAAGCGCGCCAGAAGCAGGAGGGGCGGGAGAAGAAGAAGGCAAACAUGAGCGACGCCGAGCAAGCAGAGCACUCGGUCGGCGAAGAGAAUAGCGAAGCACGGGAGGAGCGAAGGCGGGACGUAAGCGAAAGCGACAGCGACAGCGGGGAGGAGAGAGCGGCGGCGGGCGAGCCGGGCGCAGGGGAAGAGAAGAGAAAGCGAAGAAAGGAGGAAAGGCGCAAGCGCAAGCGACAACAGCUGCUGCUCCGGCGGCUCGCGCCGUCGAACGACGCGACGGAGGGAGAAGAGGAGAAGAGAACGACGAGUCCAGAGGAGCCCGAGGGAAGCGAAGGCGGUGUGCGGCCAUCGAAGAACAAGCGGAGGAAGCUGAAGAAGAAGAGGCGAAUGCAGGAACUGAAGGCCAAGGAGAAACACGAGCGACAACCACCGCCGACCGCGGCGGACGCGUCGUCCUUCAUCUAUGUGCCGCAGAGCGGUAUCGAGGUGCGGGCGGCGGCGAAGCAGGAAGAGGCGCUACGCGAGGAGGCGGAUGAUGCCGGUGACGAUGAUGACGACGACGAUGGAGAAGGGCUGGUGGUCGGGAGCAGUGGCGUUGAGCGCACCGAAACCACGCGGUCUGCUUAUCACGCGUUCGUGGAGCGCAUGCACGCACAGAGAGGCACUGGAACCAAGGAGGAAGAGGUGAGACAGUUCUUUGAGGGAGUCGUGGGCCUCAUGACGCGCCACGUUCGGAAUGGCGGCCACCCUCAUUCCGGCGAGGACGUGGUCAAGUUGGUGCACGACACCGAGAUCGGGUGCAGCCGCCUAUUCCAGCUGCUCCGCUCUCGCCGGCUACCAAGACCGGUGGUGACGAGCCUGUGGGAGGUCAAGUCGCACCUGAUGAAGGGCCAGUACCGCGACGCCAACGAGAAGUAUUUCUCGCUCACGAUCGGCAACGCACCCUGGCCAACGACUGAACCGACGCUGCGGGCCGAAACGAUGGAGCUCCUGCAGACCGUCAAGCGGUACCUCUUCCUCGCAUGGCUGCGAUUGGGGAGAGCGGAGAAGGUGUUCUGA